AUGUCCAAGGUGAGUGAACUGUUAGCUAAAAUUUCUAAGGAGCCUAAAUCAUGUUACCUCUUAGGAGACUUUAAUUUUGAUCUUUUAAAAUACCAACAACAUUCCUCGACAAGUAAGUUUUUAGACUGUAUGUUUUCCCAUAGUUUCCUUCCACUUAUUUCACAACCGACACGAAUUACAUCUCAUACUGCCACUCUCAUUGACAACAUUUUUACCAAUCACCUUCCUCAUGCUGCCAUAAUUGUUUUUUUUUUUUUACCGAUAUCUCUGAUCAUUUACCUAUAUUUACUUUGUUAUCACAGGCUAAAUCAGUACGUCCAAAAACUAGGGUAA
Porites lobata is the source of this 333-nucleotide messenger RNA. The record is from the annotation of a GenBank genome assembly. Lineage: Eukaryota; Metazoa; Cnidaria; Anthozoa; Scleractinia; Poritidae.